Molecule: messenger RNA, 1303 nt
Organism: Malus domestica (apple)
Lineage: Eukaryota; Viridiplantae; Streptophyta; Magnoliopsida; Rosales; Rosaceae
Source: RefSeq, a predicted model, not a curated record
UGUUAAAAAAAAAAAAAAAAAAAAAGUGCUACCAGUAACCUGCCAACAAAAGGCAUUGCAAUCAACAAUGAUUCUUCUUAAAACAAAUUUCACGAAUUGAGCCGGUGACCACCCACUCUAUCAUAUCAUCGGAAACCAUGUCGAAUUUCAAAAUCCAGCUGCUGAUUUUGAUUGCUGUUUUUAUUGUACCAAUCCUAGCUGUAUCAGCAAAAGCAGAAGCAGUUACGGCGUUGCUCCGCCGUCUGGACUCCAAACGGUCGUCGGCUUCGGUUCAAGAAGCUGCAGCUAAAGCUGUUCUCGAAAGAUUGCUUCCUACCCAUGUUCACAGUUUCGACUUCAAGAUUGUCUCCCAAGAUGCUUGUGGUGGACACAGUUGCUUUAUGCUAAACAAUUACAACCUGUCAAGCGGACAUGGUCCUGAGAUACAGGUUAAAGGCACCACAGCAGUUGAAAUUGCAUCUGGCCUCCACUGGUAUUUGAAGUACUGGUGUGGGGCUCAUGUUUCUUGGGACAAGACUGGUGGUGCUCAGCUAGCUUCCAUCCCAAGUCCAGGAUCACUGCCUCGUGUAAGAGAUGAAGGGUUAAGGAUACAACGACCAGUCCCGUGGAACUAUUAUCAAAAUGUUGUUACAUCUAGCUAUUCAUUUGUUUGGUGGGAUUGGGAGAGAUGGCAGAAAGAAAUAGACUGGAUGGCUCUUCAGGGGAUUAACCUGCCUUUAGCAUUCACAGGGCAAGAAUCAAUUUGGCAGAAAGUCUUCAUGGUAAAUUAUAAAAGCUCUUACAUAUAUGAAGGUGUUCAUCAAAUUCUAAGCUUCUACAUUAUAUGUCUUGCAUAUGUUGCUGCUUUUAACAUAGAGUAUGCAUAGCUUGCUUAUAGGAACUGGAGUUUCUUAGUUAGCACAUGGCUGCCAUGCAUUAAAAGGAGAACAUAAAACCUUGAAUGUUCAACAGGAGAGACUUUCAAUUUUCAAUUUUCUGAUUAACUAUACAAUGUAUUGUGUAUAUGCUCGUUUUGUUCUGUGCUCAUGCGUAUCACAGUUAGAAAACUUAGAAUACAAUUUUACAACUGAGUACAGAUAGAUUUGAACCUGCGCUAGUCUCUGGUGUCUUCCUGUUGAUGAUAUUCUUUUGUAACUUUAUGUUUAUUGAAUGCCUUUUGAGUAGCCAUUAUGAAUAGGUUUGGAUUUCAUAUAUGGCUUAGUUAUGAGGCAGAUAGUGAUUCGGCGUUUUGUGGCUGAGGCCUUUUGAGGGGACUCUUUGUCUCUUUCUCAUCAAUUGUCCUCCAAGCAGCCUCACACAUUCU